AUGGCAGGAAAUCUCUCUGAACUUAUUGUUGAAGCAUCAACAUUUAAGGAUAAUAUGGAUCAUUUGUUUUUGAUAAUAAUGGGAAUGUGUGUUGUUUUUAUACAGUGCGGGUUUGCCUUUUUAGAAGCCGGGGCAGUCAGAAGCAAAAACACUACAAAUAUUCUCAUCAAAAAUGUAAUGGACUUCUUUCUCUCUGGUAUAUCCUAUUGGUUGUUCGGAUUUGCCUUCGCUUAUGGUGAUGGUGCCGGCAACAGGUUUAUUGGACUGACGUAUUUUGCUUCCUCUGGGGUUACACACAGCGAAUACGCCAUGUUUUUCUUCCAGUUUACGUUUGCCGCUACAGCUUCUACCAUUGUUUCUGGUGCAGUUGCAGAGAGAUGCGAAUUUAUAGCAUACUUGGUGUACAGUGUAAUUAUAACAGGCUUCAUCUACCCCGUCGUUACACACUGGGCGUGGGCGCCAGGAGGAUGGCUGAUUAUCGGGGAUACUUACUCAACCCUUAACAACGAAAGAGUUGCUUAUCAGGACUUUGCCGGUAGCGGAGUUGUUCACGUUCUCGGUGGAGUCGCAGCUUUCGUGGGUGCUGUAAUUCUGGGUCCCAGAAUCGGCCGAUUUCACCGCAGCUCCAAAACUGUAGCUACGAUCAGAGGCCACUCCGUACCAAUGGUUUCUCUGGGUGGAUUCAUCCUUUUCUUUGGAUUUUUGGCUUUCAAUGGUGGAUCCCAGCUGUCAAUCAGUAACCCUGGUGACGGCGACGUGAUGUCAAUAGUAGUAAUAAACACAGUUCUGUCCGGAUCAUGCUCUGCUGUGAUGUCACUCAUUCUCCAUCGUCUUAAAUUUUUUGGAAACGCUUGGAGUUUAUUAUUAACCAUCAAUGGCUCAUUGACUGGAAUGGUUGCCAUAUGUGCUGGAUGUAAUGUUUACGAACCCUAUGCCGCAUGUGUGAUUGGGCUCAUUUCUGCGGUUGUAUACAUGGCCUACUCCGCUUUAAUGGUCAAGGUUGGCGUGGAUGAUCCCUUGGAUGCCGUUGCAGUACAUUUUGGCGGAGGCAGUUGGGGAGUUAUUGCUGUGGCUUUCUUUGACAGUUCCAAGGGAAUUUUAUAUGCAUGGGAUCUGAAAUCUGGUUAUAUGCUCGGAAGGCAGUUUAUAGGGUUGUUAGCCAUAAUAAGCUGGACACUGGUGUUGUCGGCGAUCAUUUUUGGGGUUAUGAGAGCACUCGGGGUCCUCAGGGUGAGCCGAGAACAAGAGGAGAAAGGUUUGGACAUCCCGAAACAUAAUGAACCUGCUUAUCCCGUAGAGGCAUACGGACACGGCCAUAUUGAACGCUUGAUUCAGAUUCUGGAGGAUAACCCCAAGGUCGUCACUCAGGGAUUCGUUAACGUUGCUUAUGAAAAAGAAAUCACAGAUAAAGGACAAUACGAGAAUCCUGAGACACAACACGUACUACGUAAAGGGUCUUUAGAAAUUAUUCCCUCCAAGGCAAAUGCCAGAAUUUCCUCUGAUGAAGGAUUCGCCACAUCAAAACCAAGCAAAAUAAGCGACACAAAUAUCUAAAGGUCCCUCUUUAAACAUAAUGAGGAACAAUUUUCAUAAACUGGCUAGAAGAGAUAGAUGUUUUUUGUACUCAGUUAGCUGAUACAUGUACAUGUUAAAGUGAAGUGAAAGAUCUGCGGAUAUUUCUCACGAUGUCAUUUAUAAAGCAGUCACAGCGAAAGUAAACCUUUAAGCAUUUUAGUUGUAAAUACCAAUAUCCUAUUUUU
This is a messenger RNA of Saccostrea cuccullata (small rock oyster), 1760 nucleotides long. Its product is annotated as putative ammonium transporter 1. NCBI's taxonomy places the organism in Eukaryota, Metazoa, Mollusca, Bivalvia, Ostreida, Ostreidae. Gene Ontology annotation, molecular function: ammonium channel activity. The record is from RefSeq and is a predicted model, not a curated record. Gene Ontology annotation, cellular component: plasma membrane. The transcript has 11 exons. Gene Ontology annotation, biological process: ammonium transmembrane transport; ammonium homeostasis. Bases 1 to 1554 code for a protein of 517 amino acids.